Messenger RNA from Volvox carteri f. nagariensis, 3465 nucleotides. RefSeq lists its product as uncharacterized. NCBI's taxonomy places the organism in Eukaryota, Viridiplantae, Chlorophyta, Chlorophyceae, Chlamydomonadales, Volvocaceae. Gene Ontology annotation, molecular function: DNA binding; ribonucleoside binding; DNA-directed RNA polymerase activity. Gene Ontology annotation, cellular component: RNA polymerase III complex. Gene Ontology annotation, biological process: DNA-templated transcription. The transcript has 25 exons. The record is from RefSeq and is a predicted model, not a curated record. The coding region runs from base 1 to 3465 and encodes 1154 amino acids.
AUGCCUGGGCCCGAUGGACUUGCAGCUGUCGGCGGGGACGAGGCUUUGGCAGAGGCAUUGUACGGCGACCCUACGCGCCUAACGGAGCCAAUAAAGGCAGUACAGGACAAGUUCGCGUUGCUCCCUGCCUUUCUGAAGGUCCGCGGCCUGGUGAAGCAGCACCUGGACUCCUUCAACUUCUUGCUGAACUCGGAGCUUCGGAAGAUUGUGGCGGCCAACGAGAAGGUCACCUGCGACACGGACCCCAACUUCUACCUCAAGUACACCAACAUCUACGUGGGGAGUCCCAGCAUGGAUGAGGACAUGGUGCAGGUCGGCACCACGCCGCAGCAGUGCCGUCUGCGUGACGCCACCUACUCGGCACCCAUCACGGUGGAUAUAGAAUACACCCGCGGCAAGGAGAUUGUGGUGAAGAGGGGCCGCGGCGGCGUAGGGGCAGUGUGUAUUGGCCGCAUGCCGCUGAUGCUUCGGUGCGACAGAUGUGUACUGUACGGCAAGAAUGAGGCGCAACUGGCGCAGCUCGGCGAGUGCCCCCUGGACCCAGGUGGUUACUUCAUCGUACGUGGCACGGAGAAGGUCAUCCUGAUUCAGGAGCAGCUGAGUAAGAACCGCAUCAUCGUCGACACGGACAGCCACGGAGAGGUCAUCGCCUCGGUCACCUCAUCCACCCACGAGCGAAAAUCCAAGACCAACAUCGUGUUCUCUAAGGGCAAGAUCUACCUCAAACACAACGCCUUCCAGGACGAUGUGAACAUCAUGGUGGUGCUGAAGGCGAUGGGCUGCGAGUCAGAUCAAGAGGUGGUGCAGGCGGUGGUGGGCGGCGGCUUCGGCGUGAGGGCGGCGAGCGGCCGCGACGGCGGGUUGGACGCCAAGAGCUUGGGCGUCUUUACUCAGAUGCAGGCGCUAGAUUACCUAGGUACGCGCUUGCGUAAGCGGCGCAAGAGCAAGGUGGACGAGGCGCGGGACGUGCUCGCCAACGUGGUACUAUGCCACGUUCCCGUGCCCAGGUAUCAGUUCGCCCACAAGAUUGCCUACGUGGCGGUUAUGAUGCGCCGUAUGCUGUACGCCGUACUGGAUCCGGCAUGCAUCGACGACCGGGAUUACUACGGCAAUAAGCGUCUUGAGCUAGCCGGCGCGCUGAUGUCGCUAUUGUUCGAGGAUCUCUUCAAGCGGCUGAACAGCGACAUCAAGCGCCAGGCGGAUUCGGUGCUGUCCAAGGCCAACCGGGCAACGCAGUUUGAUGUGGCCAAGGCAAUUCGCACGGACACCAUAACGUACGGCCUGGAAUCGGCGUUGUCGUCCGGCAACUGGAUUAUCAAGCGGUUUCGGAUGGAGCGAAAAGGCGUUACGCAGGUCCUCAGCCGGCUGUCCUUCAUCGCCGCCAUGGGCAUGAUGACCCGCAUGACAAGUCAGUUCGAGAAGACGAGAAAGGUCAGCGGCCCCCGUGCGCUGCACCCCAGCCAGUGGGGUAUGCUGUGUCCCGCUGACACGCCGGAGGGGGAGAGCUGCGGACUGGUGAAAAACCUGGCGCUCAUGACACAUGUCACAACGGACGAGGAGGAGGUUUCCAUCUGCCGGCUGCUGGUGAUGCUGGGCACCGAGCCCAUCACCUCCCUCGCCCCGGCCGAGAUGCACGGUCAGGGUGGGGCGCUGGUAUUCCUCAACGGCAACCUGGUGGGGGUGCACCGCCGCCCGCACAGGCUGGUGAAGGAAGUCAGGGAGCUCCGUCGCGCGGGUCACCUGGGCGAGUUCGUACACGUGCACCUGCAGCAGGAUGCCUGUUAUGUGUCCGCGGACGGGGGCCGGGUGUGCCGGCCGCUGAUCAUCUGCGACGCGGGGGUACCCCGUGUACGACAGGAACACAUCACCAAGCUGCGAAGCGGCGAGUGGACGUUCCCGGACUUCCUCCGUCGGGGGCUGGUGGAGUACCUUGAUGUGAAUGAAGAGAACGUGUCGCUCAUCGCGUUGUACGAGAAGGACUGCAACAAGAUGACCACCCACUUGGAGAUCGAGCCCUUCACCAUUAUGGGCGUCGUCAGUGGCCUCAUCCCCUUCCCCCAUCAUAACCAGUCGCCAAGAAACACAUACCAGUGCGCCAUGGGCAAGCAGGCCAUGGGCAACAUCGCCUACAACCAGCUGAGCCGCAUGGACACGCUGCUGUACCUGCUGGUGUACCCGCAACGGCCGCUGCUCACCACCCGCACCAUCGAGCUGGUGGGCUUCGACAAGCUGGGGGCGGGACAGAACGCCUCCGUGGCUGUGAUGAGCUAUAGCGGGUACGACAUUGAGGAUGCCAUCGUCAUGAACAAGUACUCGCUGGAUCGUGGUUUCGGGCGCUGCAUCGUACUGAAGAAGUACGGCUGCAGUUUGCGCAAGUACGCCAACCGCUCACACGACCGCAUCGUGGCUCCGCUGCCGGCUCCGGGCCAGAAGAGCGUCCAGUCACGAUUCAGGCUGUUGGACCGCGACGGUAUCGCCAGUGUGGGUGACUACAUCCUGCCGGGGGACGUGUACAUCAACAUGCAGCGGCCUUCCAACACCCGAGACCCACUGCCCGCAUCCAACAUGCCGGACUCCUUUUACAGGGCGGGGGAGGGUUGCACACGGGCAGGGCAGGCACUGGGGUUUUGUUCGAGCGUGGGAGGGGGAGGAAGGGAGGGAGCCAACAAGCAUUGUGUGUGGGGGAUGAGGGUGCUGAUUCGCCACACGCGGCGGCCGGAACUGGGUGACAAGUUCAGCAGUCGGCACGGGCAGAAGGGUGUGGUGGGUAAUAUUGUACGGCAGGAGGACUUCCCCUUCAGCGAACGCGGCGUGUGUCCGGACCUUAUCAUGAAUCCACACGGUUUCCCCAGCCGUAUGACGGUGAGGGGGGUUUCGGGGGGUGGAGUUGGGGGGCAGGGGGUUUGCGGGUUUUGGGGAAGGUGGGGGAGUAGGAGGAUGGGAGAGAAUCUUUCCCCCUUGCCGCAUCACCUUCACCCUCUCAUGGUUCGUCGUCCCUCCCCCCCCCCUUCCGUCUCUCCAGGCGAGCCCUUGGAGGCCUACAUCUUCAUGGGUCCCGUCUACUACCAGAAGCUGAAGCAUAUGGUGCUGGACAAGAUGCACGCGCGAGCUCGGGGGCCGCGUGUGGUGCUGACCCGGCAGCCCACGGAGGGGCGCUCCCGGGAUGGCGGGUUGCGGUUGGGGGAGAUGGAGCGCGACUGCCUGAUCGCCUACGGGGCGUCCAUGUUGCUGCUGGAGCGGCUGAUGAUCAGUUCGGACCAGUUCGAGGUGCGGUGCGUGUGCGUGCAUGUAUGUAUGUAUGUAUGUAUGUAUGUGUGUAUGUAUGUAUGCGAGGGUCGAGGUACAAGAUACAGUACCUGCUUGUGGCUCUGUAUGUCUUUCUGCAUGUCCCUUCCUCCAUCCCCAGUGCUCGCAUGGAGGCGCGUCCGCAGUGGUCCCUCCCUUUCUCUCUCUUUCCCUCCCUAA